Molecule: messenger RNA, 600 nt
Organism: Uncinocarpus reesii 1704
Lineage: Eukaryota; Fungi; Ascomycota; Eurotiomycetes; Onygenales; Onygenaceae
Exons: 1
Coding region: 1-600 (199 amino acids)
Molecular function (GO): carbon-sulfur lyase activity
Source: RefSeq, a predicted model, not a curated record
AUGUCUUCCGCUCCGAUGGCCUCCUCGUCCAGUCGCCGCCCCUAUCACGGUUCCUGCCACUGUGGCAAAGUGCGGUACAUUGCAUUCGUUGCUCUACCGCCAGCCGUCGGCCUCGAUAUCAAUCGUCAAAACACCCUGCGUUUUUACAAGUGCAACUGCUCGACGUGCCACAAAACGGGCUUUUUCCAUAUGCGGCUGCCCAAUCCCGCGCAAGACUUUGUGCUCCUCUCCCCAACCGACCCUGACGCCUUGUCAAACUAUACCUGCUUUGAGGAAUACCUCAAUUGGUUCUUCUGCUCCACCUGCGGCGUUCGAUGCUUCACCGCUGCAACUGAUGGCAGGAGCGAGGAGAUUGAUCUGGAAGCCAAACUGGGUAAGCCAAGCGAGGGCAAAUUGACAAGGAUAUGGAGAAUGGGCGAAGAAAAAUGGCAACCUGGGAAAAAGGGCUAUCUCAGCAUCAACCUUCACACUAUUGACCAGGGCCAGGAUGGCCUCGAUCUAAGGGAAUUGGUCGACAAGAAAUGGGUUGAAUAUCUCGACUGUAAGGAAGAGACCAGUCCACUGCGGUAUGACUAUCCCCAAAACGGAGGAACAUGGUGA